This is a messenger RNA of Adineta steineri, 996 nucleotides long. The record is from the annotation of a GenBank genome assembly. NCBI's taxonomy places the organism in Eukaryota, Metazoa, Rotifera, Eurotatoria, Adinetida, Adinetidae.
AUGUCAGAUAAUCUAGUUCAACAUUAUAUUAAUACUCAUGAAUAUUUAACAAUUAAAAUCUAUGAUUGUUAUUUAUUAUUUCAUCGAAAUAUUAUUCAACAUUCGAAUAAUCAUGAAUUAGGCUUAGAAUUACCACCAGCUAUUGUAGAAACAAUUUUUGGUUCAAAUCCUUUAUCAGUUAUUGAUGUGACGAGUACAUGUCAUGUUCAUCCAUCACUUUAUGAUAUAAUUAUAUUUGCUGAUAAAUCUGCUGUUUAUACACGAAAAAAAUUAUCAUCGAAAAUUAAUAAGGCUGUAAAACAAACAACGAAAUAUAAAAUACUUCCAUAUUAUGUACAUGAAGAUUUAGAGUUAUUAAAAUGUUGUGGAAUGUCAAAAGAAGAUAUUGAUUUAUUUAGAAAAAAACUUGAUGAUAAUCAAAAAUUAGAUUUUUUUACUACGAGUAAAUCUGAUGAAAUUCUUCAAAAAAUUAUUGAUUUUACUGACAUAUCAACGAGAUUAAAUUGUCGAUUAGUAUCAAGAAAAUGGAAAACACUUGUUGAUCGUUCAUCAUCAUGGAAUUAUGUAUGCUUGACAAAACUAAAUCGAUAUGUUAAUCGAGCGUUAAGUUAUUUUCAAAAAAUUAAUAUCCGUGAAUUGGAUCUUUCUCAGUUAUUAUUCGAACCGUUACAAUAUAAUAUAACAAGUGAUCUAUCAUUGUAUUCAUUACGAUCACUCUGUAUAACAACCGAUCAUCCACCUGAAUUAUUUAUCUUAUUAUUUCAAAUUGCACCUUUUUUACAGCACAUUAAACUUAUUCAAACCGUGAAUUCAUCAUUAAAAAUCAAAACUAUUCAGUUGUAUGAUUAUAUUAAUUAUAUUAUUUGUCUAUGUCAAAAUAAUUUAAAAUAUUUACGUAAAUUACAUAUUCAACUUCGAUCUGCAUUUGAUCAGAUAUUUCUCGAAUCAUCUUCCGUUACAUCAAUACCAGUAUCGUAUGAAGUCAUUACUUGUUAG